GUCACAAGGCUGCGCUGCUCCUUCAUUGCCAUACACUCUCUUCGCACUCGUAAGCAUCCUUGACGAAAGUCGUAGAUCCACCCGAGCAAGACUGCACCAUCACCUUCUUCCACCUCCCACAUCGCAAUAAGUUCAUCCACAGUCAUGGCCCCUUCUCGUCCUCCCAAGCUGGACCUCGCUUCCGUCCUCUCCUCUCCUCCCUCGUCCAAUCACCCCACCUCCUCGGUGCAGCAACAGCAUCCCUCCUCUCUAAGCUUCCUCACCUCUGGCUCAGCCUCUAGGAGCACACUCGACUCCCUCUGCCUCUCCUGGCGUGAGCGAGGCUUCUGCGGAAAUGAAAGCAUCAAGCUCAGGGGUCUCGUAUACGAGCUGGCCUCCUCUGGAGAGGAACCAGCCGGUACCUCCAACGCCCUUGAGGUGGGCAAAGACGCAAGGCAGAACCUCCCCAUCGGUGUCGUCAACCCUCUCGCUGCUGGUCUACGGGCAAAGAGCGGAGAGCCACCUGCCCUGCCCGAGCCUGGAUCAACCUCUGUACCUGCGCACCUCUCCCUCAACUUUUCCCUGCCUACCAUCCGCUCAGAGGCAGACCUGAGCGAAGUGAACAAGUGGGUCGAGAUUAUCAAGGCUGCGCGGGAGAGGCAGAAUACCCUUGAGAUGGCACUGGUGACUAGCGAUGGUAGUCGGGAGCAGGAGGGUGAGGCGGAGCGGGUGAGGGAGAAGGUCGAGGAGAUUUUAGGCAAGGCUCACAGUGAUUCGGCUGCUGCUAGGCAGGAGAAAGAAGGAAGUGAUGAGUCAGGAGGGUACAUCGUCUUUGACUCCUUUGCCUCGCCGCCGUUGCACAUCAACUCCACCAGCCUACCACGGAGUCAGGAGCUACAAGACUGGGCUGCCUUCGUCGGCCGCCUUGCCCUCCACCCACAGACCUACAUCAAGCUCUCCCCCCUCGUCUUUCCCUCCUCCCUCUCUAAUCCCCUAACCACACCUCCCUCCACCCGCGCAGCCGACCAUUCCUCCUCCCUCGUACAAAGUGCCGCCGAAGUCCUCAGUUCCGCCUCUGCGAGCGCACAGGGUGAUCUCCUCCUCCCAGCUCGAGAGAAGAGUGAAGAAGUUCAAAGUCGAGUGAGAAUCUUCCUAGAGGUCCUCAUUGAGGCCUUUGGAACCGAGAGAGUCUUUUGGGCUUGUCAUUUGAAUGCUCUUGGCCCUUCUUUGGCUACGGCUUCAACGGAUGGAACCAAAGAGGCAGAGGAGGCUGUCAAGGAGUGGUAUGAGACUGUACGUUCUGGACUUUAUGCAAUGGGACUGGGCAGGAGGGGAGAACUGGAUGGUAUUUUCGCAGAGUAAGUGGAGCAUAGUCGGACUGAGACGAGAUGGGGCAGAAGCUGACAAUCGCACUUUGACUAAUCCUCCCUCUCCUCGUCGCACAGAAAC
Messenger RNA from Microstroma glucosiphilum, 1428 nucleotides. RefSeq lists its product as hypothetical. Bases 145 to 1341 code for a protein of 398 amino acids. The record is from RefSeq and is a predicted model, not a curated record. The transcript is spliced from 3 exons. Lineage: Eukaryota; Fungi; Basidiomycota; Exobasidiomycetes; Microstromatales; Microstromataceae.